CGCUCACACAGCACACGGCCACACUGCACAGCCAAAAAGGGGGGGAGGGCAAAAUAACCCUGAAAAAUCAAAACAUUCCCUUAAAUUCGCCAGGAGUAGCGCAGCAAAGGACUCAGGGCACCACAGGACCAGGACCAGGACCACGACCAGGAUGAACGGACUGCCGCCCAGCAAGCACUACAACCUGACGCACUACCAGCAGCGCUACAACUGGGACUGCGGCCUGUCCUGCAUCAUCAUGAUCCUGUCCGCGCAGCAGAGGGAACAGCUCCUGGGAAACUUCGAGGCAGUCUGCGGCGAGGAGGGCUUCGGAUCCAGUACUUGGACCAUCGACCUGUGCUACCUACUACUGCGCUACCAGGUGCGCCACGAGUACUUCACCCAAACGCUGGGCAUCGAUCCCAACUACGCCCAGCACACCUACUACUCCAAGAUCAUAGACAAGGACGAACGACGAGUGACGCGCAAGUUCAAGGACGCCCGUGCCCAUGGACUGCGCGUGGAGCAGCGCACGGUGGACAUGGAGGUCAUCCUGCGCCACUUGGCCCGCCACGGUCCCGUCAUCCUGCUGACCAACGCCUCGCUGCUCACCUGCGAGGUGUGCAAACGCAAUGUCCUGGAGAAGUUUGGUUGUUUUUAUAUACCAUGUAUCGUUCGAAAUACACGCCUACGUGGAUCCAAAAGGUAUGCCGGACACUAUGUGGUGCUCUGUGGCUACGACAUGGCUGCUCAAAAGCUUUUUUAUCACAAUCCCGAGGUCCAUGACGGCCACAUUUGUCGGUGCCUCAUCGAGUCCAUGGACACUGCCCGUCGCGCCUACGGCACCGACGAGGACAUCAUCUUCAUCUACGAGAAGAAAGCCACCAGGGAGUAAACGGAUGACCACGCCUGAAUAAGGAAUAGGAAAAGGAACAGCAGUACCUGCAGUUGCCCAGGUUGCCAGCGGCUGAAAAAAAAAGCAUUGGAAUCUGCGCUUGUGAUAUUAGGACUUUAGGGGGCGAAUGUCGGGGAGCAUGUCGGGGUACUUGAAGUGAAAGGCUUAGAGAAAGAGCUGCUUGGUUAACUUUGGCACAACAGUGUACUUUAUUUAGGUAUUGUUAGCAGUUGGUCCCCAUAAAAAACAACAACAAUUACACACGCGUUUACGUAAACUAGCCAGGCAGCUGUCCACAUUAUAGAGUUAUAAACCGUCAGCGGAAAGUUAUCUAAGGCUAUAUCUUGGACUCAGACAGCGGCGUAGCCAGGGAUUAGGAGGUUUUCAGAACAAAUAUUGUGUAGCAUGUUUUUUUUUACACAAUGUUUUGCAAGGAUUUCAAGUAAAAAGUGAGAGGGGGCUAACCCCUAAAGCCCCCUGGCUACGCCCCUGGUCUCAGAGUAUCCUUUGGUGGGAUAAUAGCCCUUGGAAAGUCGAAACUUAAAUAUAUAGGGGUGCCACAGAAAUCUCUUCCACGCCAAGUCGUAUAAAAUUUAUAUUGAUACACCUGCCAAACUUACGCCAAAUGGGCGCCCUGCGAUUUCAGUGGCACUACCGAUAAAAAAAAAAGUUCUAAAUUUAAAGUGAAUGUAGUUUUUGGGAAUAAAAUUCCUCUGUCCUUAGCUUACUUUCCGUCUGCCGACCCCAAAUAAUUUCUAUAUUUGUUUUAAGAAUACAUUCCAAUAAAAAGAUUAUUGUUCCAAU
Molecule: messenger RNA, 1678 nt
Organism: Drosophila suzukii
Lineage: Eukaryota; Metazoa; Arthropoda; Insecta; Diptera; Drosophilidae
Product: protein GUCD1
Source: RefSeq, a predicted model, not a curated record